Molecule: messenger RNA, 4708 nt
Organism: Sphaerodactylus townsendi
Lineage: Eukaryota; Metazoa; Chordata; Lepidosauria; Squamata; Sphaerodactylidae
Gene: COL4A6
Product: collagen type IV alpha 6 chain
Cellular component (GO): collagen trimer
Molecular function (GO): extracellular matrix structural constituent
Source: RefSeq, a predicted model, not a curated record
UGCGCCCCCGGGCUUUUCCUGCGGGCGCCCGCAAAGCGGAAGGGCCAAGAGCGGGCAACCCGGGCGGCGGACGGAGCACGUGUGUAUGCGGGCGGGCGUGUGCCCGCUUUGUGCCGCCCUGAUUGACGGCCGCCCCGCCCCUCGCCUCCAUUCCGGGCUCGCUCCGGCGCCGCGCCUCGACCGGGCGUCCCGCGGCGCCUCGAUCCGGAUCCUCGCCUCUCCGGGGAGGGACCGGAGGCCGGGCCUCCCCUCCCCUCCCUCCCUCCCUCGCCUGCCCUCCCCCCCCCCCCGCUGCCCCGCGCGCUUGCUCAGUGGGCCCGGCCGUCUGACUUCGCGUCGGCUCCGUCGAGCAGGUCCGGGGGUCCAGCCGCGGGAGGGGCUCCACGCGCGGAGGCGGCCGGCGGAGGCACCGCGCGUCCCGAGCAAGAUGCGCGCCGCAGGGGCGACGGUCCUGCUGGCCCUUCUGUGUCUGGCCGGGCAGCCGGUGGAAGGGGGUGGGAAGAACUUUUAUCAAGGACCAUGCGGGGGUCGCGACUGCGGUGCCAGCUGCAGCUGCUUUCCAGAGAAAGGUGCCCGGGGUCAACCAGGGCCAAUUGGAAGUCAAGGACCAACGGGUGCCCCUGGAUUUGCUGGAUCAGAAGGCUUGAGAGGACACAAAGGGGAGAGAGGGAGACAGGGUGCCCCAGGAGCUGCCGGACCGAAGGGAGAUAAGGGUCCAAUGGGAGUUCCCGGAUUUCAAGGAAUAUACGGGGUUCCUGGACACCCGGGCCAGGCCGGACGCCGAGGUCUACCUGGCCUAGAUGGCUGUAAUGGUACUACUGGGAGUCCAGGUGUCGCAGGACCAGGUGGAUUUCCUGGCACGCUGGGUCCACCGGGUCGCCCUGGCCCAAAGGGUCCAAAAGGAGAACCUUCAUUUCUCCAGGGCGUUUUUAAAGGAAUUCAGGGAGAAGAUGGCCUUCCUGGACUGAAUGGUGAAGUUGGUCCAAUCGGCCGCCCAGGUCCACCCGGUCCCGCUGGCCCAGUUGGGCUACCUGGCUUUGCGGGGCCACCAGGUCUACCUGGCCCUCCGGGUCUUAAAGGGAACAUGGGCCUGGGUUUCCAGGGAGAGAAAGGAGAAAAAGGAGACGUGGGCCUGCCAGGCCCUGCUGGACCUCCGCCUUCCACUGGGAUCCUGGAAUUCAUGGGUUUCCCCAAAGGGCAGCAAGGAGCAAAGAGAUCAGUUACCCUGAAUGAAAUGGCUUCUCUGGAGAGUGGACUCUAUGACCUCUAUGACCCCCCUCUCCCUAACACUCCCCAAGCUCCGCCCCCAAACCUCCAAGGCGAUGGCGUCCUGGGCUAUCCAGGGGACAAAGGCCUGCCAGGAUUGCCUGGUUUCAAGGGUCGGCGUGGCGAGACAGGCCUCCCUGGGGUUGGUUUUCCAGGCCCAAAUGGAAAUCGAGGACCUCCGGGCGAUGCAGGCAUAGACGGUCUUCCAGGACAACCUGGACCUCCAGGUCUUCCAGGUGCCUGCUGCUGCGAUGAGGAGUUUGGUAAUGGAAUCUUAGACACUGAGGGAGGCAUGACUCUGCCUUGUAUAACUCCUGGAGCAAUUGGACUACCUGGGCUUCCAGGCCCCCCAGGAUUUCCAGGUUCCAAAGGUACCAGAGGGUUUCCAGGGAUUCCAGGACAGCCUGGAUUACGUGGUGGCAAAGGGCAGCCAGGUAUACCAGCAUUAAGCGGACUUCCAGGAGUACCAGGCUUUCCUGGCAUUCGUGGAGACGUGGGGCUUCCAGGACUUCCGGGGACUUAUGGAAUAGAUGGGUUACCUGGAAAGUUGGGUCCUCCUGGCUUGCCAGGUGCAAAGGGAGCACCUGGUGAAGUGCUAGGAGCCGAGAGAGGACCUCAAGGGGAGCCUGGGCGACCAGGGUUGCCAGGAGAGAAAGGCAUGGCCGGAAAUCCUGGAUUUCCCGGGGAGAAAGGUGGAAGAGGCAUUGAAGGACCCACAGGUGACCCUGGAUAUCGAGGAAACGGUGGAGUAACUGGGCCAAAAGGUGUGCCAGGUGACCUUGGCCAAGAAGGACCACCAGGUUUUCCUGGAAUUGGUGGUUCCCAAGGAAAUGCAGGUUUUCCGGGUAGUCCAGGAAGACCCGGCUCUCCGGGAUUCCUUGGACUUCAAGGCACAGCAGGGCUAAAAGGAUACCCUGGUUUUUCAGGAUUGGACGGUCUGAAUGGCUUACAAGGCACAAAGGGGUCACCUGGAACGCCAGGUCCAGGUGAAAUUGGACUACCAGGCUCUGCAGGGCUUCCAGGUAUCAAAGGUGAACAAGGUACCCCAGGUAUUCAAAGAGGAGGCCCAGGGUUCCCUGGACUGAGAGGAGUAAUAGGAGACACAGGACUUCCUGGUACCAGAGGUUUACCUGGUGUGCAAGGAACUCCCGGCACCUCUUUUCCAAUCCCUGGGAGACCUGGUGAUGCUGGACAUCCUGGAGAAGAUGGUAUACGAGGCUCCCCAGGGCCCCCCGGGCCACCAGGACGCCCAGGCCCUGCCUACAAUCAAGGUGACACAGGUGACUCAGGCUUUCCUGGCCUUCCUGGUUUGCCAGGCCUCAAAGGUGACGUGGGGAUCCCUGGUCUCGCUGGAAUCCCGGGAGGAUCAGGAUUGAAAGGCAUGAGGGGUGACCCAGGCUUCAAGGGAAUGCCAGGUAAAGACGGGCUUCCAGGUGAUCCAGGUUUCCCUGGUCCAAAAGGUGAAAAAGGACAUCGAGGUGCCCCCGGCCUGCAAGGGCCUCCAGGCUGGACAAAGAGGCCCGACCAUCUCACAGCACCUCCUGGAGAAAUGGGACUGCCAGGAAUUGACGGCAUCCCUGCAUCUAACGGGGAUCCUGGGUUUCAGGGAUCACCCGGAGCGCAAGGUCCCAAAGGGAAGGCAGGCAGACCUGGCCAGAUGGGAUCCAGUGGGUUCCCUGGGGCAACCGGUAUGGUAGGAGAUCCUGGGUCUCCAGGAAGUCCAGGGUCACAGGGACCAGAAGGCACCCCUGGGAGGCCAGGCCCUUCCGGCUUGCCCGGGAUGGCCGGCCGCGAAGGCAUGGCCGUCGGCUACACACCCCUGGUGAAGCUAAUGCCAGUCGAACAGAUCCCAUAUGCCGUGCUCCCCGGCAUGAGCAAGCUCUGGGAAGGCUACAGCUUGUUGUACGUGGAGGGCCAAGAGAAGGCACACAACCAGGACCUCGGUUUUGCUGGCUCCUGCCUGCCUCGCUUCAGCACCAUGCCUUUUAUUUAUUGCAACAUCAACGAAGUGUGCUACUACGCCAGCCGCAAUGACAAGUCUUACUGGCUCUCCACCACCGCCCCCAUCCCCAUGAUGCCGGUCAGCAGCUUCCAGAUCCCCCAGUACAUCAGCCGCUGCUCAGUGUGCGAAGCUCCUUCCCAAGCAGUGGCUGUUCACAGCCAGGACAUCACCAUCCCGCAGUGCCCAGAGGGCUGGCGCAGUCUCUGGAUCGGAUAUUCCUUCCUCAUGCACACGGCUGCCGGAGCGGAAGGCGGCGGCCAGCUGCUCGUCUCCGGAUGCCUGUCAGACUUCCGUACCGGCUAAUUCGCUCAUCGAACGUAACGCUACCGGUGAACCUGCCACUUCAUUUCGCGUAAACAAGGUACAGCUUUUGGCUGGACUACCGGUCGUGAUCAGAGCCAGCAGUUUGUGGAGCGCCCCCUCUCAGAAACCCUCAAAGCCGGACAGCUCCGGACACGGGUGAGCCGGUGCCAGGUCUGCAUGAAGAACUUGUAGCCAGAGCUCCAGCCGGCGGUUGCCGAUGCAGAGACUCACGUUCUUGUUCGGCUGGAGGCCAAGGAACCCACCGCCUUCUUCCAGCUCUGGUGCUGACCCCGAGGGACCCCACAAGACGACGUUUUCCCACAGUUGGGGCAGGGAGACAUCGCCCUCUCGGACUUACAUCUGCGUCACAAAACAUGGUGCUACGUUUCUUUCGUCCCGGCUACCUCAACACGUCUUUCUUUUCCUUCCCAGUAUCUGCACCUGGCUGUUCUGUCUUCUCGGUGAAAUGCUGAACAGGUCGAGUAGGAUUUUAGGCGAACCCAGAGGGAAAGUACUUUCCUUCAAGCCGUUCAGCAGUGCCCUCGUACGUUAUGAAAUGAGGCCUGACGAUAAUUCCACAAAAGCAAUUAGGCCAGAAAAGAAAAGAAAGUCAUUUCGCUUGCCUGGAUACGGACGGCCUCGCCUAUUUCAGCCCUAAAAGGACCAAUAUCAAAAACUUCCACACAUGCAUCAGUCUAAACGUCCAUCCAUCUUGUCCGGGAUCUGGUUUCCCAUCGUGGCCCACCAAAUACUUUUGGGAAGGCCACAAUUCAGGCAUAAAGAGGACAUGGCCCUCCUUCACUGUUGCCCCACCAGUAACUGGUAUUGUGGCUAUUAGGUGCUACUGGACUCUGACCUAUCUCUGGUAUUCAGCCGCACACUGUCUCUGAAUCUGGAGAUUUCAUUUUCUUGUUGCGACUAACAGCCGCCAUGGUGGCCCUCGCGUCAGUGUAUCCGGCCUGGUGCCCUUGGGAAGUAAUCUGAGGGCCAAAAAGCAUGAGACCGAGGGCCUUUCCCCACUCGAAGGGAUCCCCCCUAUGCCGCACGCUGCUCUCAGCAUGCGGCAUCCCUGGUUGGCUACCUGAAUUGUCAUCACCAGAGCUUCAUUUUCUCUUCCAGUGCCAGGGAUGCCGCACG